UUUUGAAGAAACAUUAUCUAUGACCAGCGGAAGUAAUUUACAUCACACGCUCGUCAACAAAAAAAUAAUAAUUUUGAGUCAUACAUUUUCAUCGUGCUUUGGAAUUUGAAUGCUGUGGUAUUUUGAUAUUCCUCAAAUGUAGAAGUUGCCUGUCCGUUUGACGACGAGGAAAGACAACAAAAAGUCUUCAGCGAUGACUGCAACAGUUGAUUUCAGGACCCACGUUGACGCGUCAUGCAGGUAUUCAGAGGAGUUCACCAACAUAUAUUAUGACUGCAUGGACAAGAAAAGAAGGAACUUGAUGCGGCUCUACCUGGACAAAGCGACCCUGGUUUGGAACGGGAAUGCUGUGUCAGGGCAGGCUGCUCUUGGAGACUUCUUUGAGUCACUUCCCUCCAGCGAGUUCAGUAUCCAGACUCUGGACUGUCAGCCAGUGCAUGAACAGGCAACCCAGGGCCAGACCACGCUGCUGGUAGUGACGGCAGGACAGGUGAAGUUUGACGGUCAGAAGCAGCGUUACUUCAAUCAGAACUUCCUCCUCACAGCCCAGGCCUCCCCCACCAGUGACCAGCCUGUCUGGAAGAUCGCCAGUGACUGUUUCCGCUUCCAGGACUGGAGUAGCUGAGGGCUGCUUUAAUCUGCUUUAGGGGUCAUAUUCAUUUGGGCUCACAAUAGCAAAACAAAUUGCAACGGGGUACAAUGACAACCCUGCUUUAAGAUUUCUUUAAGUAUACCAGUUAUGUACUGUUUUAUAGUUGGUAAAUCUGCUACAGCCCACUUUCUUCAAAGUUACUGUGUAUGUUAAUAAAGGUACUUAUAUUACAAAAGACAAGGCAAAGUAGUCAAAUACAAAACAUUUUUAUUCACCAAUGUCCUUUAAAGCAUGUGACCCCCAGAACUGAAGUAACCAUUGUUCACACAGUGGUUGGAGAAAGAAAUGGACUCUUAAAUGUUAAGACAUUUUUGUUAUAACAAGGAUACUAAUAUUUUCAUAACAUUGCUUUGAGUAUUCAGGUAAAAACAGAAAGCCCAUGCAGUCUAUCCUCCUAGCCAAGUAUUACAUAGCUGCUAUUAAGUUUCCUGAGUGACGUUUGGUGCAACAAAAGCAAAAUAAUACAAAAUUGAAUAAACCAAAUUGUUAGUCAAUGCUUA
Molecule: messenger RNA, 1152 nt
Organism: Oncorhynchus nerka (sockeye salmon)
Lineage: Eukaryota; Metazoa; Chordata; Actinopteri; Salmoniformes; Salmonidae
Gene: nxt2
Product: nuclear transport factor 2-like export factor 2
Exons: 4
Coding region: 194-625 (143 amino acids)
Biological process (GO): poly(A)+ mRNA export from nucleus
Cellular component (GO): nuclear pore central transport channel
Source: RefSeq, a predicted model, not a curated record